AUGAUGGUCGUCCUAUUCGGUAUAUCGCAGAAAGGCUUGCCGUUCCACACACUGCGCCGAUGCCCCAGUAAAAAGGAUCAGCCAACGGACAAGGCCUUGAAGCGGAUUGGCCAAGCCAUAUCCAAUACGAUUUUUGUUUGCUCGCUUGUGACUGUAUGGGAGUAUCUUCAACAGUUUUUUUGCGAUUACAAAGAAGUACUGGUAAGUGUUUCACAAUCUAAGGCGCGGCUCACACCCAGCGAGGCGGCGAGAAGUGAUGCGUAA
This is a messenger RNA of Acanthoscelides obtectus, 264 nucleotides long. NCBI's taxonomy places the organism in Eukaryota, Metazoa, Arthropoda, Insecta, Coleoptera, Chrysomelidae. The record is from the annotation of a GenBank genome assembly.